This is a messenger RNA of Ornithorhynchus anatinus (platypus), 1850 nucleotides long. RefSeq names its product natural killer cells antigen CD94-like. NCBI's taxonomy places the organism in Eukaryota, Metazoa, Chordata, Mammalia, Monotremata, Ornithorhynchidae. Bases 240 to 1151 code for a protein of 303 amino acids. The transcript has 9 exons. The record is from RefSeq and is a predicted model, not a curated record.
UGCUGGUGCUACUUGUGUCCAUCCAGCUUCUGCAAGAAAAAUGACAGUGGUGCUGAGCAGCGGAUAGUCCCUGGGCUCAUUGGUCUGACUCUCUCUCUCCCCUGGAGGAACUGGUGCCAUGGACGAUUGAGACCUUCUACUGCUCGUUGGGUUCCUGGGUUCCCAUUCCCGCUGGUCUCCUCCAGCCACAAGUCUGAGCCCUGGACCAAGUACCCCCAGAACAUCUUCUCCAAACAGAGAUGAGCGAACAACAAGUCUUCUACACAGAGUUGAAAAUAAACAACUUCUCUCAGCCUCAUUCCAAAAGACAAGGGGAUAAGAAGAGCAAAGAUUCAGGAAAGGAGAAGGAAUUGAACUAUGCUGAGUUGAAAUUGCCUAGGUCUUCUCAACAGGAAAGCAAACAAGAGAGACUCGAUGACCGAGAAACGAGUGAGCAGCAGGUAACCUACUCAGAGCUGAACGAGCAAAGGCUUAAUCUGUCAUGGCAGGACCAAAAAUCAAAGGGUGCGAAGAGCAGAAGAUCAACAAAUGAGCAGUCAGUGACCUACUCUGAGUUGAAACAGCAUAAUCGACCGCAGCAGUGCAGCCCAUCUGAGAAUGCCCAGAGCAAAGUCGGUUCACAAAGCAAACUCUGGAAGUUCACUGCAGUGACUCUGGGGAUCUUCUGCCUUGCAUUACUGACCACAGCGGGUUUCUUGGCUGCCCAAGUGACCCAGCAACAAGAAGUUUCUCCAAGCCCCCUUCCAAAACCAUCUCAUAACACCAUCAGCAAGACAGGAUGUGACUGGGACCCUUGUCCAGGGGACUGGAUUGGGUUCAGAAACAGCUGUUACCUCUUCUCUAAUGACACGAAGAACUGGAGAGACAGCAAGAUAGCCUGUGCAACUCUGAAUUCCAGCUUGCUGUGGUUAGACAACCAGGAAGAGCUUGAUUUCCUAGGAUUGUUUUCCCACCCUGCAUGGACUGGACUGUAUCGUAAUGGACCUCAUAGUUCCUGGCAGUGGGAGGAUGGCACAGCUUUCUCCAUUCAUGGGAUCACUAUCCAGGAAAAACAACCAGAGGGUAACUGUGUCUUCCAAAGAACUGAUUUUUUAUAUUACUAUAACUGUGAGAUUCUCAUUGGGUUCACCUGCAAACAGAGGACUCACUAGUCUCUGUCUAGAGAAGCCCGAACAUUGGAAUUUCACCUCAAUCCCAUCCACGUACUUCCUCAUACGGAAUCCUAGAUGUCAACUGCACUGAUUUCUCGCUCAUCAGAAUGGCCCCAUUGUUUUCACUAGCAAGAUGUUUCUGGAUAGAAUUGGACAUUAAAGACCCCAGAGAAGGCGCUUCAGCAGUUUGUCAGGGCCUCGUGAGAUAUUUCCAGUCUAAACUCAGUGACUCUCAUUGGAAAUCCAAUUCAGUUACAGAUUCUUUAAAGAGAUAGUGAGAUCUCUGGUAGAUACAACACCAGCGCUCAUUUUCCACACUUGGGCAGCAUGCAAUAUUAUGCAAUCUCUUGUGGCCCACCACAAAUAAUUCUUCUGGAAGCAAAUGAAAUUGUUAAUGAAAAUAAUUCACAGAUUAUUAGCACAUCCAUCUCUCUUCACUUUCGUGACUUUGUGAGUCCUGAAAAAUAUUCUGGAAAAAAUAGGGUGGGUUAUUGUAAAGUAACAGCUUUUGACACCUUCAAAACGGUAUGAAAUUCAAUUAAAACGUCAGAAACAGACAAUGGUGAAAGAAUGAGAUUUUGCACACUUUUAAUGGGCCUCAUUCAUUUAAUGGCAGUUAUUGAUCGUCAUCCAUGCACUUGGGUUCUAAUUCUGGCUUUGCCACUUGUCUGCUCUGUGACCUUGGGCAAAUCACUUCAC